Molecule: messenger RNA, 255 nt
Organism: Chondrus crispus (carragheen)
Lineage: Eukaryota; Rhodophyta; Florideophyceae; Gigartinales; Gigartinaceae
Exons: 1
Coding region: 1-255 (84 amino acids)
Source: RefSeq, a predicted model, not a curated record
AUGACACAAGUUACGUGCCCUAUCUAUUCCAUGAUGAUGCCAGCCUUGCCCAUUCCCUCCCAACGAGCACAACUACUUUCCCCUCCGCCAGGAGAUCUUCCCCACUAUCAGCCAAUCCCUACCAAUGCGCAGCCUACCUAUGCCCACCUCUCAUGUGAAUCCCGUAGACGUGUGCCCAUUUACAUGGUAGAUCCCGUUGCACAAUCAAAAACUUGGGAGCUCAAUACAGUAAUGGCAAGCGUCAAAGACCACUAA